AUUGAUGCCCAACUGCGCGGGCCUUGGCUUUCGAAACUGGAGAGGAACUUUCAGCCACUUCUCUCCUCGCGCAACAACCUCUGAACUCUGAGCUCAAUUGUGUCGGGCUGUCUUUCUUCUGCUGGGAUCCCCACCAGCUUCAGGUUUCUUUACUCUCCUUGAGCAGGCAGGCAGGCUGCCAUUCCACUCUUGUUCAAGGCCGAGUUUCUCGCUUCAAUGGUCCGCCGUCCACCGGACAUCAUGGCGGCAAGGGAAGGCCUACCCGUCUCUACGCCUACCGCAGCCCAUCACCCAUCAUCCUCUGGGCCCGAUGCUAGCCAAAAUGCACCAGUCGAUGCGCCUAAUGCCCCCCCUUCACCCACGGAAUCUGGCCCAGCUGCCGAAUCUCUUUUGUCCCCUAAGCGUACCUCCACCCAGCUAGGUUCUGCCCUUGAGUCGGGUAGUCGUCCUAAGCAAACUGAACCUAGUCCAACUGCCACCGCUGGCGAUCCUUCCGGCGAUGAUGUCAACUAUGACCCAGGAUACACAGACAACGACAACCUGUGCGAAACAUGUCACUGCCUACUGGAACCUGACCUUGAACUUGAAGGCUGGGAAGUAAAGGUAGAGCAGUCUUCACCAUCAAACUACCGUCGCAAGGUUACUUCCAAAGAUACUACGAUUUUGACUUGGUCUGGCAAUUUAAAGAACAGCCUAUUCAACGACAAAUGUCCUCUUUGUCGCGAGCUGCUUUGCGGUUUCGACAAUGAGGUAAUCUCUAGAUAUUCUACACAUAAAUUCGGUGCUAUCAAGUCUCUAGGAUCCUCGUGGUGGGGGCGACACUUUGUGGUUUUGCUAGAGGUGCUUGAUAAGCAAGAAAAAUGGUCCAGACCGUCGCAAACGAGUGUUAACCUUUACCCGGAGCGCGAAAAUGGGUUUGUUAAAUCCGACGGUCAAUCUAACGAGUAUUGUCCAUCAAAGCAGGUCACUGGAAAUCCAGGCCCUUUUGGAUCGAACACAGGAUCAGACCUUAGCUGGCAAAUUGCGAGUAGCUGGAUGGCCAAAUGUCUAUCGAGCCAUCAAAGAUGUACCCAAUCGCAGUGUGCGGCCCCACCACUCCCUACAAGAGUUAUUGAUGUCGGGUCUGUGGGUGAGCUUUGUUCACCGCGCCUAAAUGUGGUGACCGAAAACACAUCGGGACGGUAUGCAACCUUGAGUCAUCGUUGGGCAUCUCAAGGAAUGCUGAAACUGGAGGUCAACAACUUUAAAGAAUUUCAACGAGAAAUCCCAUGGAAAUGUCUACCAAAGACUUACCAAAACGCCAUAGAGGCAACACGACGCUUGGGAAUCCGGUACAUCUGGAUAGACUCCCUUUGUAUCAUCCAGGACUCCCCGGAUGGGAAGGACUGGGUCGCCGAGUCAGCAAAGAUGACGAGCGUGUAUGAGAACUCGCACAUCAACUUCGCCGCAGCAGAUGCCGUGGAUUCAACACAAGGUUGCUUUUUCGACCGAGACCCUUCCUCCAUCCGCCCACUUCGCCUUCAUAUCAACUGGGAACACAGUUCAGGAUAUUACUACGCCGCAGGAUCUCACCGGUUUGCAUACAACGUCGCAUCGGCCCCUUUGUACCGGAGAGGAUGGGUUUAUCAGGAGCGAACACUGGCUCCUCGCAUCAUCCACUGCUGCGCCAAACAGCUGUACUGGGAGUGUCUCGAGAGUAUCGCUAGUGAGAGCUUCCCCAAAGGGUUACCGCAUUGUAUAGAAUGCACUGCGGGCUGGCGUGAUUGCGACUGCAAUAAGUGGCAAAGAAUACGACAUCCAGAGUCGGACAUGAACAAAUACCUCUUAGAUGGCUCCAGUCCAUCCUUCAAAAAGUAUUUUGACUCCUUGAUCCUAUGGAACAGGGUGGUAUUUCAAUACCAAGCACUUGAUCUCACAUUCGAGAGCGACAAACUAGUAGCUAUCUCCGGGUUAGCAAGAAUGCACUCGAGGUUUCUCAACACCCAAUACCUUGCUGGACUGUGGCUUGAACAUCUGCCCAUUCAGCUUCUCUGGUAUAGGGACCCGGUGGCUGACCCCGAUACUAGGUCUUACAACGAGUACAUAGCUCCGAGUUGGUCUUAUGCCUCUUUCCGUGGCCCUAUACAGCCGCCAGAUAUUUUAGGUCGCGACCUUUUCCGGAAAAAACCAGAUCAGUCGCACCGGCCUAUCAUUCAGAUUCUGGACGCUACCAUCGCCUUGGUGGAUGAGAAAAAUCCAUUUGGAGCAGUAUCAGGGGGAGCAUUGCGUAUCAGUGGUCCUUUGGCGAAUAUCUCCCUGAUUAAAAAUUGUGGGUUUUCCGGAAUUACAGCAACCUGCAGAAUGGUUAUUACGUAUCCGAAGAGAAUGAAUAUGGUGGGAGACUGCUACAUGGAUAGAAUGCGCUAUGACCGACAGAUGGAGACCAAGCAAAAGCCGAUUUACUUGCUUCCUGUUAUGCUGGACAUGUCUUUCCGUUUGGGAUGGGGCCAAGCGCAUGUCAGUGGCUUAAUGUUAGAAGAGACGACUGACGAAUAUACGUUUCGAAGGGUUGGGGUGUUUGAGGUUCGAAGGCCUAAGGAUAAGAUUGGGAGGUUUAGAAUUCCAAGGGCUAGGCAGAAGGAAGAUGCAUGUGGCGUUCAGAUGUUACAAGAAGCUUGUCGCUCUCAAAAUGGGCUGGAUGAGGAUGGUGAGUUCCCUGAGUGGGGGAAGUUUCGGACUAUUACUCUCGUCUAACUUUCACUCUUUCUUUGUUUUGUGCUUUCAUUUUCUAGUAUUCUGCGUUCUCCUUUUGUGUGUUCUCUCCUUGGUACAGCUCAACGUCUAGUAUGCUUCAAGCGUUCAUGUUCCUUCCUCUGUACCUCUUAGAACCACCAACUGACCCAGACUUCAAACACCAUGUCCCGACUUUCAGCUGUUAUUGACUGACAUCUGCUAGACAUCUAACUUCAAGAUACCUCAGCAGAGCUCUCGAGAUGCCAGCUUCGCCAUACGUUUCUAACUCUUAGUACCGUGCCUAGCUAUUAAACCUCCAACUCGUCUUUUGCCCUCUUAUAUCAUUACCUAGCUAUCUGAAUAUCCUUGCACGAAUUGCAU
This is a messenger RNA of Neurospora hispaniola, 3093 nucleotides long. RefSeq names its product heterokaryon incompatibility protein-domain-containing protein. The transcript has 2 exons. Lineage: Eukaryota; Fungi; Ascomycota; Sordariomycetes; Sordariales; Sordariaceae. The record is from RefSeq and is a predicted model, not a curated record. The coding region runs from base 217 to 2733 and encodes 838 amino acids.